Molecule: messenger RNA, 732 nt
Organism: Pimephales promelas (fathead minnow)
Lineage: Eukaryota; Metazoa; Chordata; Actinopteri; Cypriniformes; Leuciscidae
Source: RefSeq, a predicted model, not a curated record
CGCCAUAAGAGCAGCAGACGUCCACAUCAACAGGACGAAUGGAAACCAGCAAGGUCAUCUCGACGGAGAAAGCAACGGUCGUCAUCCAAGUAAAUCCACAUGUGUGUGACGGACAGGAGAACGGAGGAGUGUAUCACAACACGGCUCUCUCUGAGUUUCUCAAAGCACAACCAAAGGCACUCGGGACGGUCCAGAUCAUGACUGGAGUGAUGGUCUUCUUAUUUGGUAUUGUGCGCACCACCAGCAUGCAAUAUUACCCAGCUCUUUCUGUCUUUAGUGGCAUAACCUACUGGGGAUCUUUCAUUUACAUCAGUGCGGGAUCUCUGUCUGUCGCUGCGCAGAGGAAACUUCAUCUCUGUGUGGUGAAAGCUUCUCUUAUAAUGAACGCCAUCAGUGCCGUCACCGCAGGACUCGCCAUUCUCCUGGUGUCAAUAGAGAUAGGACUGUUUUCUGAUGGAAUUUGCAACAAUUACAAUGAAAGGUCUCCUCGCAUCUGCUUAUCUUGGAAGAGAUAUGAUCUGGGGGUCAAUGGGAUAUUGCUGGUGUUCUCCGUCCUCCAGUUCAUCAUCUCCAUCUGUAUGUCAGCGUUCGCCUGCAAAGCCUCCAGCGACUAUGACUCUACAGUGGUUCAUGUGGCGCUCACUGGGGAUACUAUGUCACAGUAAGGAGAUCCAACCAAGGUUGCAGAAAUUACAGUCUCAAGUGUAAGACUGGUUUUCAGAAGACGGGAUC